CAUUGAACGUUACGAAUCACCACAACUCACAAUUCAGUUAGAAUCUGCAGCAGCGGUUCAGUUGCUUUCAAGCGGCGGUGUUGUGUACUUGUGCUAGUCGGAAAGUGUCUUUAGCGUGGUGUGCGAAUUAACCGGUAUUAACAACAACUACAACCACCAAGCAAAAAAUAUACUAAACAUUGACAACUGAGUGGUUAAUGUUAUUUUUUUUUAUAUUGGAGAACCCAACAUACGGUACGGUGUGAUAAUAAUUUUCAAGCCCAAGUCUCCCCAUACGCUGGAGUCGAGUCAUAAAAAAAUUAAGUGAAUAAAUAAAUAAGUAGAAGAAAAACAACAACAACAACAACAAAAUAAAGUGAAAUUAAAAUUAUGUGCUGAAUAUUUAUUUAACAGUUAAAUGAAUGCCAAACGAAAUAGAGCAGACAGCCGCAGCAGCAUCAUCUGCCAAUUGUGCGAGUUCAUGAUCGAGUCUUUUGCAAAUUUUCAAAUGAAAUAAAUUAAAGAUAAUGUGUGACAAAUCAGUAUAUGCAGCUAUAUGAACAAAAGUUCUCCAUACUGGCUUUAAAGACUGACGCAACGUGUGAAGCCUCAAUUGGAACAACAACUAACAACACCACCACCAACUUAACCAAAUGUGUUUCUAAAGAUUAGGGUGGAAACAAAAAAAUCUGCUACCCUGGAUAAACAAAUUCAAAUAAAGUUAAGCACCAUCAUGUUCUUGCCGGUUAAAUCGAAUCUUUCCACCGACAACACUGCCAAUAGUGAAGAUGUCACUACCACCAGCAAUAAUUCAACACAAACACCCAGUGAUCUUAGCCCACCGGGACCAAAUGAAGAAAUUCUACCACAGGCCCAUCAUCAAAAUCCUGGACAUUGUGUGGCCUCCUUUGCAGCUAUAAACCAAAUGCGAACAAAUGCUCAGUUAUGCGAUGUUACACUGGAAGUUGGCGGUGAAACCUUGCAUGCCCAUAAAGUGGUUUUAGCUUCAGUCUCACCCUAUUUCUAUGCCAUGUUCAAUGAUGACAUGUUGGAGCGUACCCAGGGCAUAGUGCGUCUGCAUGACAUCGAUGUGGUUGCCAUUAAACAUUUAAUCGAUUACAUUUAUACCGGUGAGAUAACCAUAACCGAACAGAAUGUUCAGGUUCUAUUGCCUGCCUCUAGUCUCCUGCAAAUGCAUUCGGUUAGAGAGGCCUGCUGUAAAUUUCUGCUUCGCCAAUUGCAUCCAUCGAAUUGUUUGGGCAUACGAAGUUUUGCGGAUGCCCAUUCAUGCAAGGAGUUACAUACGAGAUCCCACAAAUAUGCUUUGCAGAAUUUUCAGCAGGUUGUUGGUACAGAGGAAUUUUUGCUUUUACCAUUUGAAGAGGUGAAAGAUUUAAUAUCCAACAAUUUGCUGAAUAUUUCUUCGGAGGAAAAAGUUUUCCAUGCUGUGCUCAAUUGGAUUAAACAUGACAUGGAUGAGCGACAAAUCCACAUAGCCGAGCUAAUGAGUCAUGUGCGCUUGCCGCUGGUGAGUCGCGACUUCUUGAUGACCUGUGUGGAGACAGAGUCACUUAUACGCGAAGAUUCGCAAUGCAAGGAGCUAUUGCUGGAAGCCAUGAAAUAUCAUCUUUUGCCGGAGCAAAGAAGCUUAAUGAGCAGCCAGCGGACUCAUGAACGUAGGCCAGAUGGCAUGAAACCCUAUGUAUUUGCGGUGGGUGGUGGCAGCCUAUUUGCCAUACACAAUGAAUGUGAAGUCUACAAUCCUCGCGGUAAUGUCUGGUCCAGCAUUGCACCCAUGUUGUGGCGUCGUUCACGUUCCGGUGUUACUGCACUACACAAAAGUCUCUAUGUGGUGGGAGGCUAUGAUGGGGUCAAUGACUUGGCCACUGCCGAAUGUUACAAUCCGCUGACCAACAAAUGGACCUACAUCACCCCCAUGGGUACCAAACGUUCUUGCCUGGGUAUUUGCUCGUUUGAUGGCCUCAUUUAUGUUUGUGGUGGCUAUGAUGGAGCUUCCUGUCUUAGCAGUACUGAGCGCUAUGAUCCCUUAACCUCUAUAUGGAGCUCUUGUCCGGCCAUGAAUACGCGGCGUCGCUAUUGCCGUUUGGCGGUAUUGGACAACUGCAUUUAUUCUUUGGGAGGCUUUGAUUCCACCAACUAUCAGUCGAGUGUGGAGCGUUUUGAUCCACGCGUUGGUCGCUGGUAUGCAGUGCCCAGCAUGACAGCCAGACGCAGCAGCUGUGGUGUGGCCUCUUCGGAUGGCUAUCUCUAUUGCAUAGGUGGCAAUGAUGGCACAAUGUGCAUGUCCAGUGGUGAACGCUUCAAUUUGCGACGCAACAGUUGGGAGCCCAUAGCGGCCAUGCAUUCGCGGCGCUCCACCCAUGAAGUGGUGGAGGUAGAAGGUUCUCUCUUCGCCCUGGGAGGCAAUGAUGGUUCGUCCUCUUUGAAUUCGGUGGAACGCUAUGAUAUACGCCUUAAUAAAUGGACUAUAGUCAAUUCAAUGGUGGCCCGCCGUAGCUCUGUGGGCGCUGCAGUGCUCGAUUGUUUCCAUUUGGAAAGGGGGCUGGUGCAAACUACAAACUUAUGACCCCCACUGAAUUCCAUAGCUGAGUCCUUUGCCAAUGCCGCCAACGGGGGAACACUAUCGAAAAGUGCUUCACCUACUGCCACCAAUGGUUUGACUAACACUGCCACCACCUCUUCGAAUUCGGUUACCUCUGCCUUGUCCUCCCUUAAUGUGUCCUCAACGUCGUCGUCAACCUCAGCCUCUGCAAGUAAUGGCAGCAACACAAAUCCCAUCUUGCCGGGUCGGGCGGUCAGUGGACGCAGCAUGUUGACGGGAGAUUUGCUGAAUGUUGUCUUGCCUUCAAAUUACACUCUAAGUACUUCGGCUCCCUCAUCGUCGACCUCGACAUUGAGGCGUCAUCGUGAUCGUAAUCCAGCACCGGAACCCAGUCCACGCACCGAAAGACCCAACAGCGAUGAGGGGGGCAAGCCAUCCACUGCCUGAUACAUGUACUUCAGAUAAGAUUCGCCAUUUCACCUACAGUUUUGACACAUUCCCCAAGUGAACACUGCCUCCACUUAUUCUCCUCAAGGCUCCCGUAUCUUCCUUUCUCUAUGCUGUAGGUCCUCCGCCAAUACCAAAAAAACUCUGGUCUGAAGUUGCAGUCUGCUAAAUACUGGUAUCUUAUUAGGGAAUAUCUAUAAUAAACACCAUACUCACACACACAAACACACACACACAUAAAAACCUUAUCUCCACACAGACACACACAAUUGCAUAUUUGUGGAAUUGAUUCAAUUAUUCAAAAAACAAUAUGGAAAAUAGUUUUACCAAAAGUUACAUUACAACAAAAUAAGUAUUUGCAAGAAAAUAUCUUUGACAGCACAUUGUAUAAUGAUGUGGCUCUAGAGUUUGUUUCUUACGUGGCUCUUAUUGAAUGAAUGAUGAUGAUGAUGAUAAAAUGAAUGAAUUUAUAAAACAACAAAAAACCUAACCUACCAAACCCACAUAAAAAAUUUAUUGAAUAUUGAAUAGUAUAAAUUUUUGCUCUUAUGACAAUUUUUUACAAUAUUUUUAAUGGAAACAAAUUAAUUGAUAAAAAUUUUGGAAGAAAAAAACGCCCAAAAACACAACAACAUUAUUCAUUA
Stomoxys calcitrans (stable fly) is the source of this 3633-nucleotide messenger RNA. Its product is annotated as kelch-like protein 17. Gene Ontology annotation, molecular function: protein binding. The record is from RefSeq and is a predicted model, not a curated record. Lineage: Eukaryota; Metazoa; Arthropoda; Insecta; Diptera; Muscidae. The transcript is spliced from 8 exons. The coding region runs from base 713 to 2566 and encodes 617 amino acids.